GGCCCCGGGGAGGGGGGAGUCUGAUGCUACUUGGGAGCUUGUGCAGGGCAGAGCCAACAUCCGCCCGAGCUGCGAGAGGCCCGUGACCUUCACCCCACCAACCACACGGCUUCAGCCCUGCAUCUCAGCUUCCUGUGCAAUCGCCCAGCCCAGCCCUGCCCCCCGGCGCCCGUCCGCCCCGUCAUUGCCUCCUCUUGGCGCGGAUGGAGGACGAGGAGGGCUACACGGCCUUGAACCUGCGGCCCAAGCGGAGCGACAUGGGUGACUCAGCCCCAGCCGGGAACCCAGGUCCCCGUCGGAGCCCGGGCUGGCCCCAGAUCGCUCUGGGGGCCGGGAAUCUCCUCCUGGCCGUGGCGGUGCUAAUGCUGGCGCUGUGCGUUUUCCACUUGGUGCCCGAGAAGGGCUGGACCCCAGAAACCCCUGGGAGCGGCGGAGCUGGGAGCAGAGAUGCAGCGACACCCCCUGGGAACGAGGACCCCAGCCCAGCAGCCUACAGCGCCCACCUGGAGCGUGUCCGAUCCCAGCUCUGCCCCCCGGCCCAGCCCAGCCCAGCAGGGGGCGCCGGGUGCAAACUCUGCCCCACGGACUGGCGGCUGCGCGGGGACAAGUGCUACUGGGUCGGCACGGGAAUCAAACCCUGGGACGAGAGCCGCAGCGACUGCGCCGCGAGGGGCUCCCAGCUGCUGGUGAUCCGGGACCAGGAGGAGCUGGCGGCCCUCCAGAACCUGACCCAAGCUUCCAAGCUGAUGUGGGUGGGGCUGUCCCUCCUCCCCCCAAGGAAGCCCUGGGCCUGGCUGGACGGCUCCCGGCUGGACCCCACCCUGCUCCCGGUGUCCGGCCCGGCCGAGGGGAGCAGCUGUGGGGCGGUGAAGGGGACUCGGCUUCACUCUGACACCUGCAGCUCCGUAUUCCAGUGGAUUUGCCAGCGCGACGCCAUCCCGCUCUGAGCAAGGCAGCUCUGGCCCCGCAAUAAUGGGACGGGGCCGUUCGUCAGCAGAGCAGUUGCUUUAAAUCUGGCAUUUCCACUCCUCGGAUCUCCCAUGGUGCCGGUGCUCCAGAUCGGUGGCUUGUGUGUAACAAGAUGGAGUCAAUGACCUUUGACCCCAGAACUCCAUCUUGGCCUUUGCUCCUCCUGCCCUGUCGGCCUGCCCUUGGGACAUUCAGUGACUGUUUGGGAGUUGGAUCAUCCCCCAGUGGCCAGAGGUCCCUUUACCUCCCACUCCCGCCAAGGGAACAUUCAAAAGUCGUGACCGAUAUCAGCCGGCUGCCGUCUACCCCUAGCUGCCACACAGAGUUGUCUAUCAGCACCUGCCAGAGAGGGAGAGACAAGUUGCUUCUAUGUAGUCACCAUCACUAAUCACCUGUCACCAAUGUUCCCUCUAGUCUUUUUUUGCUCACGUGUGGAAUAAAUUUUAUUAU
Molecule: messenger RNA, 1419 nt
Organism: Pelodiscus sinensis (Chinese soft-shelled turtle)
Lineage: Eukaryota; Metazoa; Chordata; Testudines; Trionychidae
Product: killer cell lectin-like receptor subfamily B member 1
Biological process (GO): regulation of natural killer cell mediated cytotoxicity
Cellular component (GO): plasma membrane; cell surface
Molecular function (GO): signaling receptor activity
Source: RefSeq, a predicted model, not a curated record